This is a messenger RNA of Plectropomus leopardus (leopard coralgrouper), 657 nucleotides long. NCBI's taxonomy places the organism in Eukaryota, Metazoa, Chordata, Actinopteri, Perciformes, Serranidae. The record is from RefSeq and is a predicted model, not a curated record.
UGUAUUAUUGAUUUUGUGUUUUUGUGUUUGUCCUGCAUCAUCACAGUUGUCCAUCCCUCUGCGAGAUCAGGAUGACCUGGACAAGGCGAUCGACCUGCUGGACCGAAGCUCCAACAUGAAGAGCAUCAGGAUCCUGCUGCUCACUCAGGAGCACAGCAAUGCCUCCUCUCCCUCCCACCACAUGCCGUGUAAGCAGGUGAGGAUCAAGUCCUCCCAGUCCACCGGAGAUGUGAGCACAGUGUAUCAAUCCUCCGAGCCCAGGGGGCGCCACCUGUCAACUGGUUCUCAGAACACGGGGCGUAGCUCACCGCCUCCUGGUUAUGUGCCUGAACGCCAGCAGAGGAUCGCCCGCCAAGGCUCAUACACCAGCAUAAACAGCGAGGGGGAGUUCAUCCCUGAGACCAGCGAUCAGUGUGUGCUGGAUCCCUGGAGCAGUGCAGAAAACUCUGUCUCUGGAAGCUGUCAGUCUCUGGACAGUAACUCAGACAGCCCCUCAAUGAGGAAGUCUCGCAUGCACAGAGCCAAGAGUUACCCUGAUAAUCGUCAGGAGUUCUCCGGUGAGAGCAGCUUCAAGAAAAGCUCCUUCCAACCUUAAACCCUUUGAAACUUGAGAAAAUUGGCUUAAUCUCUCAUAAAAAAACAUGUUAAAAAUAUCAU